AUGGGGUGGCUGGCUGCCGCAGAAGGGAAGGGAAGAGGGAGCUCGACCGCGACCGGGCCACUGCGGGCACGCGGAGGCGGGAGCGGGAGCACGCACGGGCGGCCAAUCAGGGACGGAGAAAAUCGGACGGGGGCGCGUCGGACCACGCACUAUGUAUAA
Histoplasma mississippiense is the source of this 159-nucleotide messenger RNA. RefSeq lists its product with no specific name. Lineage: Eukaryota; Fungi; Ascomycota; Eurotiomycetes; Onygenales; Ajellomycetaceae. The transcript has a single exon. The record is from RefSeq and is a predicted model, not a curated record. The coding region runs from base 1 to 159 and encodes 52 amino acids.